AUGAGCCCCCAUUCUCCCGCUUUCCAUCACCCCGCCCCAUUCUUCCGCUUUCCAUCACCCCGCCCAAUUCUCCCUCUUUCUAUCACCCCUCCCCAUUCUCCCCUUUUCCAUCACCCCGCCCCAUUCUCCCUCUUUCCAUCACCCCGCCCCAUUCUCCCGCUUUCCAUCACCCGCCCCAUUCUUCCGCUUUCCAUCAACCCGCCCCAUUCUCCCGCUUUCCAUCACCCCGCCCCAUUCUCCCUCCUUCCAUCACCCCGCCCCAUUCUCCCGCUUUCCAUCACCCCGCCCCAUUCUCCCUCCUUUCAUCACCUCGCCCCAUUCUCCCUCCUUCCAUCACCCCGCCCCAUUCUCCCGCUUUCCAUCACCCCGCCCUGUUCUACCGCUUCCCAUAACCCCACCCCCUUCUCCCGCUUUCCAUCACCCCGCCACAUUCACCGGCUUUCUAUCACUUCGCCCCAUUCUCCCUCCUUCCAUCACCCCGCCCCAUUCUCCCGCUUUCCAUCACCCCGCCUCAUUCUCCCGCUUUCCAUCACCCCACCCCAUUCUCCCGAUUUCCAUCACCCCGCCCCAUUCUCCCGCUUUCCAUCGCCCCGCCCCAUUCUCCCGCUUUCCAUCAUCCCGCCCCAUUCUCCCUCCUUCCAUCACCCCGCCCCAUUCUCCCGCUUUCCAUCACUCCGCCCCAUUCUCCCUCCUUCCAUCACCCCGCCCCAUUCUCCCUCCUUCUAUCACCCCGCCCCAUUCUCCCGCUUUCCAUCACCCCGCCCCAUUCUCCCGCUUCCCAUAUCCCCACCCCAUUCUCCCGCUUUCCAUCACCCCGCCACAUUCUCCCACUUUCCAUCACCCCGCCCCCUUCUCUCUCCUUCCAUGACCCCGCCCCAUUCUCCCUCCUUCCAUCACCCCGCCCCAUUCUCCCGCUUUCCAUCAGCCCGCCCCAUUCUCCCGCUUUCCAUCACCCCUUCCCUUUCUCCCGCUUUCCAUCUCCCCGCCCCAUUCUCCCGCUUUCCAUCACCCCGCCCCAUUCUCCCGCUUUCCAUCACCCCGCCCCAUUCUUCCGCUUCCCAUCAUCCCGCCCCAUUCCCCCGCUUUCCAUCACCCCUCCCCAUUCUUCCUCCUUCCAUCACCUCGCCCCAUUCUCUCGCUUUCCAUCACCCCACCCCAUUCUCCCGCUUUCCAUCACCCCGCCCCAUUCUCCCGCUUUCCAUCACUCCGCCCCAUUCUCCCGCUUUCCAUCACUCCGCCCCAUUCUCCCUCCUUCCAUCACCCCGCCCCAUUCUCCCUCCUUCCAUCACCCCGCCCCAUUCUCCCGCUUUCCAUCACCCCGCCCCAUUCUCCCGCUUUCCAUCACCCCGCCCCAUUCUUCCGCUUUCCAUCACCCCGCCCAAUUCUCCCUCUUUCUAUCACCCCCCCCCAUUCUCCCCUUUUCCAUCACCCUGCCCCAUUCUCCCUCUUUCCAUCACCCCGCCCCAUUCUCCCGCAUUCCAUCACCCGCCCCAUUCUUCCGCUUUCCAUCAACCCGCCCCAUUCUCCCGCUUUCCAUCACCCCGCCCCAUUCUCCAUCCUUCCAUCACCCCGCCCCAUUCUCCCGCUUUCCAUCACCCCGCCCCAUUCUCCCUCAUUCCAUCACCUCGCCCCAUUCUCCCUCAUUCCAUCACCUCGCCCCAUUCUCCCUCCUUCCAUCACCCCGACCCAUUCUCCCGCUUUCCAUCACCCCGCCCUGUUCUACCGCUUCCCAUAACCCCACCCCCUUCUCCCGCUUUCCAUCACCCCGCCACAUUCUCCCGCUUUCUAUCACCCCGCCCCAUUCUCCCUCCUUCCAUCACCCCGCCCCAUUCUCCCGCUUUCCAUCACCCCGCCCCAUUCUCCCGAUUUCCAUCACCCCGCCCCAUUCUCCUGCUUUCCAUCACCCCGCCCCAUUCUCCCGCUUUCCAUCAUCCCGCCCCAUUCUCCCUCCUUCCAUCACCCCGCCCCAUUCUCCCGCUUUCCAUCACUCCGCCCCAUUCUCCCUCCUUCCAUCACCCCGCCCCAUUCUCCCUCCUUCCAUCACCCCGCCCCAUUCUCCCGCUUUCCAUCACCCCGCCCCAUUCUCCCGCUUCCCAUAUCCCCACCCCAUUCUCCCGCUUUCCAUCACCCCGCCACAUUCUCCCACUUUCCAUCACACCGCCCCCUUCUCUCUCCUUCCAUCACCCCGCCCCAUUCUCCCUCCUUCCAUCACCCCGCCCCAUUCUCCCGCUUUCCAACAGCCCGCCCCAUUCUCCCGCUUUCCAUCACCCCUCCCCUUUCUCCCGCUUUCCAUCACCCCACCCCAUUCUCCCGAUUUCCAUCACCCCGCCCCAUUCUCCUGCUUUCCAUCACCCUGCCCCAUUCUCCCGCUUUCCAUCAUCCCGCCCCAUUCUCCCUCCUUCCAUCACCCCGCCCCAUAAUCCCGCUUUCCAUCACUCCGCCCCAUUCUCCCUCCUUCCAUCACCCCGCCCCAUUCUCCCUCCUUCCAUCACCCCGCCCCAUUCUCCCGCUUUCCAUCACCCCACCCCAUUCUCCCGCUUCCCAUAUCCCCACCCCAUUCUCCCGCUUUCCAUCACCCCGCCACAUUCUCCCACUUUCCAUCACACCGCCCCCUUCUCUCUCCUUCCAUCACCCCGCCCCAUUCUCCCUCCUUCCAUCACCCCGCCCCAUUCUCCCGCUUUCCAACAGCCCGCCCCCAUUCUCCCGCUUUCCAUCACCCCUCCCCUUUCUCCCGCUUUCCAUCUCCCCGCCCCAUUCUCCCGCUUUCCAUCACCCCGCCCUAUUCUCCCGCUUUCCAUCACCCCGCCCCAUUCUUCUGCUUCCCAUCAUCCCGCCCCAUUCCCCCGCUUUCCAUCACCCCUCCCCAUUCUUCCUCCUUCCAUCACCUCGCCCCAUUCUUUCGCUUUCCAUCACCCCGCCCCAUUCUCCUGCUUUCCAUCACCCCGCCCCAUUCUCCCGCUUUCCAUCACCCAGCCCCAUUCUCCCGCUUUCCAUCACCUCGCCCCAUUCUCCCGCUUUCCAUCACCCCGCCACAUUCUCUCGCUUUCCAUCACCCCGCCCCAUUCUCCCUCCUUCCAUCACCCCGCCCCAUUCUCCCGCUUUCCAUCACCCCGCCCCACUCUCCCGCUUCCCAUAACCCCACCCCAUUCUCCCGCUUUCCAUCACCCCACCACAUUUUCCCGUUUUCUAUCACCCCGCCCCAUUCUCCCUCCUUCCAUCACCCCGCCCCAUUCUCCCGCUUUCCAUCACCCCGCCCCAUUCUCCCGAUUUCCGUCACCCCGCCCCAUUCUCCCGCUUUCCAUCACCCCGCCCCAUUCUCCCGCUUUCUAUCACCCCGCCCCAUUCUCCCGCAUUCCAUCAUCCCGCCCCAUUCUCCCUCCUUCCAUCACCCCGCCCCAUUAUCCCGGUUUCCAUCACUCCGCCCCAUUCUCCCUCCUUCCAUCACCCCGCCCCAUUCUCCCUCCUUCCAUCACCCCGCCCCAUUCUCCCUCUUUCCAUCACCCCGCCCCAUUCUCCCUCCUUCCAUCAUCCCGCCACAUUUCCCCACUUUCCAUCACCCCGCCCCCUUCUCUCUCCUUCCAUCACCCUGCCCCAUUCUCCCUCCUUCCAUCACCCCGCCCCAUUCUCCCGCUUUUCAUCAGCCCGCCCCAUUCUCCCGCUCUCCAUCACCCCUCCCCUUUCUCCCGCUUUCCAUCUCCCCACCCCAUUCUCCCGCUUUCCAUCACCCCGCCCCAUUCUCCCGCUUUCCAUCACCCCGCCCCAUUCUUCCGCUUCCCAUCAUCCCGCCCCAUUCCCCCGCUUUCCAUCACCCUCCCCAUUCUCCCUCCUUCCAUCACCCCGCCCCAUUCUCUCGCGUUCCAUCACCCCGCCCCGUUCUCCCGCUUUCCAUCACCCCGCCCCAUUCUCCCGCUUUCCAUCACCCCAACCCAUUCUCCCUCUUUCCAUCACCCCGCCCCAUUCUCCCGCUUUCCAUCACCCCGCCCCAUUCUCCCUCCUUCCAUCACCCCGCCCCAUUCUCCCUCCUUCCAUAACCCCGCCCCAUUCUCCCGCUUUCCAUCACCCCGCCCCAUUCUCCCUCUUUCCAUCACCCCGCCCCAUUCUCCCGCUUUCCAUCACCCCGCCCCAUUCUCCCGCUUUCUAUCACCCCGCUCCAUUCUCCCGCUUUCCAUCGACCCGCCCAAUUCUCCCUCUUUCCAUCACCUCUCCCCAUUCUCCCGCUUUCCAUCACCCCGCCCCAUUCUCCCACUUUCCAUCACCCCGCCCCAUUCUCCCGCUUUCCAUCACCCCGCCCCAUUCUCCCUCUUUCCAUCACCCCGUCCCGUUCUCCCGCUUUCCAUCACCCCGCCCCAUUCUCCCGCUUUCCAUCACCCCGCCCCAUUCUCCUUCUUUCUAUCAGCCCGCCCCAUUCUCCCUCUUUCCAUCACCCCGCCCCAUUCUCCCCCUUUCCAUCACCCCGCGCCAAUUCCCCUCUUUCCAUCACCCCGCCCCAUUCUCCCACUUUCCAUCAACCCACCCCAUUCUCUCGCUUUCCAUCAUCCCGCUCCAUUGUCCCGCUUUCCAUCACCCCGCCCAAUUCUCACUCUUUCCAUCACCCCUCCCCAUUCUCCCUUUUUCCAUCACCCCGCCCCAUUCUCUCGCUUUCCAUCACCCCGCUCCAUUCUCCCGCUUUCCAUCACCCCGCCCAAUUCUCCCUCUUUCCAUCAACCCUCCCUAUUCUCCCACUUUCCAUCACCCCGCCCCAUUCUCUCGCUUUCCAUCACCCCGCCCCAUUCUCCCGCUUUCCAUCGCCCCGCCCCAUUCUCCCGCUUUCCAUCACCCCGUCCCAUUCUCCCGCUUUCCAUCACCCCGCCCCAUUCUCCUUCUUUCCAUCACCCCGCCCCAUUCUUCCACUUUCCACCACCCCGCCCCAUUCUCCCGCUUGCCAUCACCCCGCGCCAUUUUCCCUCUUUCCAUCACCCCGCCCCAUUCUCCCGCUUUCCAUCACCCCGCCCCAUUCUCCCGCUUUCCAUCAUCGCGCUCCAUUGUCCCGCUUUCCAUCACCCCGCCCAAUUCUCACUCUUUCCAUCACCCCUCCCCAUUCUCCCUUUUUCCAUCACCCCAACCCAUUCUCCCUCUUUCCAUCACCCCGCCCCAUUCUCCCGCUUUCCAUCACCCCGCCCCAUUCUCCCUCCUUCCAUCACCCCGCCCCAUUCUCCCUCCUUCCAUAACCCCGCCCCAUUCUCCUGCUUUCCAUCACCCCGCCCCAUUCUCCCUCUUUCCAUGACCCCGCCCCAUUCUCCCGCUUUCCAUCACCCCGCCCCAUUCUCCCGCUUUCUAUCACCCCGCUCCAUUCUCCCGCUUUCCAUCGACCCGCCCAAUUCUCCCUGUUUCCAUCACCUCUCCACAUUCUCCCUCUUUCCAUCACCCCUCCCCAUUCUCCCGCUUUCCAUCACCCCGCCCCAUUCUCCCACUUUCCAUCACCCCGCCCCAUUCUCCCGCUUUCCAUCACCCCGCCCCAUUCUCUCUCUUUCCAUCACCCCGUCCCGUUCUCCCGCUUUCCAUCACCCCGCCCCAUUCUCCCGCUUUCCAUCACCCCGCCCCAUUCUCCUUCUUUCUAUCACCCCGCCCCAUUCUCCCUCUUUCCAUCACCCCGCCCCAUUCUCCCCCUUUCCAUCACCCCGCGCCAAUUUCCCUCUUUCCAUCACCCCGCCCCAUUCUCCCACUUUCCAUCAACCCGCCCCAUUCUCUCGCUUUCCAUCAUCCCGCUCCAUUCCCCAUUCUCCCUCUUUCCAUCACCCCGCCCCAUUCUUCUUCUUUCCAUCACCCCGCCCCAUUCUCCUGAUUUCCAUCACCCCGCCCCAUUCUCCCAAUUUCCAUCACCCCGCCCCAUUCUCCCUCUUUCCAUCACCCCGCCCCAUUCUCCCUCUUUCCAUCACCCCGCCCCACUCUCCCGCCUUCCAUCACCCCGCCCAAUUCUCCCUCUUUCCAUCACCCCGCCCCAUUCUCCCUCUUUCCAUCACCCCGCCCCAUUCUCCCGCUUUCCAUCACCCCGCCCCAUUCUCCCUCUUUCCAUCACCCCGCCCCAUUCUCCCUCUUUCCAUAACCCCGCCCCAUUCUCCCGCUUUCCAUCACCCCGCACCAUUUUCCCUCUUUCCAUCACCCCGCCCCAUUCUCCCGCUUUCCAUCACCCCGCCCCAUUCUCUCGCUUUCCAUCAUCCCGCUCCAUUGUCCCGCUUUCCAUCACCCCGCCCAAUUCUCCCUCUUUCCAUCACCCCUCCCCAUCCUCCUUUUUUCCAUCACCCCGCCCCAUUCUCCCGCUUUCCAUCACCCCGCCCCAUUCUCCCUCUUUCCAUCACCCCGCCCUCCAGCUUUCCAUCACCCCGCCCCAUUCUCCUUCUUUCCAUCACCUCGCCCCAUUCUCCCUCUUUCCAUCAACCCGCCCCAUUCUCCCGCUUUCCAUCACCCUGCGCCAUUUUCCCUCUUUCCAUCACCCCGCCCCAUUCUCCCGCUUUCCAUCACCUCACCCGAUCCUCCCUCUUUCCAUCACCCCGCCCCAUUCUACUGCUGUCCAUCACGCUGCUCCAUUCUCCCGCUUCCCAUCACCCUGCCCAAUUCUCCCUCUUUCCAUCACCCCUCCCCAUUCUCCCUCUUUCCAUCACCCCGCCCCAUUCUCCCGCUUUCCAUCACCCCGCCCCAUUCUCCCGCUUUCCAUCACCUCGCCCGAUCCUCCCUCUUUCCAUCACCCCGCCCCAUUCUACUGCUGUCCAUCAAGCUGCUCCAUUCUCCCGCUUCCCAUCACCCUGCCCAAUUCUCCCUCUUUCCAUCACCCCUCCCCAUUCUCCCUCUUUCCAUCACCCCGCCCCAUUCUCCCGUUUUCCAUCACCCCGCCCCAUUGUCCCUCUUUCCAUCACCUCGCCCGAUCCUCCCUCUUUCCAUCACCCCGCACCAUUCUCCCGCUUUCCAUCACCCCGCCCCAUUCUAGUGCUUUCCAUCACCCCGUCCCAUUCUCCCGCUUUCCAUCACCCCACUCCAUUCUCCCGCUUUCCAUCACCCCGCCCAAUUUUCCCUCUUUCCAUCACCCCGCCCCAUUCUCCCUCUUUCCAUCACCCCGCCCCAUUCUCCCCCAAUCCAUCACCCCGCCCCAUUUUCACUCUUUCCAUCACCCCGUCCCAUUCUCCUGCUAUCCAUCACCCCGCCCCAUUCUCCCGCUUUCCAUCACCCCGCUCCAUUCUCCCGCUUUCCAACACGCCGCCCAAUUCUCCCUCUUUCCAUCACCCCUUCCCAUUCUCCCUCUUUCCAUCAUCCAGCCCCAUUCUCCCGCUUUCCAUCACCCCGCCUCAUUCUCCCUCUUUCCAUCACCGCGCCCCAUAUUCCCUCUUUCCAUCACCCUGCCCCAUUCUCUCGCUUUCAAUCACCCCGCCCCAUUCUCCCGCUUUCCAUCACACCGCCCCAUUCUCCCGCUUUCCAUCACCCUGCUCUAUUCUCCCGCUUUCCAUCACCCCGCCCAAUUCUCCCUCUUUCCAUCACCCCUCUCCAUUCUCCCUCUUUCCAUCACCCCGCCCCAUUCUCCCUCUUUCCAUCACCCGGCACCAUUCUCCCGCUUUCCAUCACCCCGCACCAUUCUACUGCUUUCCAUCACCCCGCCCCAUUCUACUGCUUUACAUCACCCCGUCCCAUUCUCCUGCUUUCCAUCACCCCGCCCAAUUUUCCCUCUUUCCAUCACCCCGACCCAUUCUCCCUCUUUCCAUCACCCCGCCUUAUUCUCCCCCAAUCCAUCACCCCUCCCCAUUUUCACCCUUUCCAUCACCCCGUCCCAUUCUCCCGCUUUCCAUCACCCCGCCCCAUUCUCCCUCUUUCCAUCACCCCGCCCCAUUCUCCCGAUUUCCAUCACCCCGCCCCAUUUUCACUCUUUCCAUCACCCCGUCCCAUUCUCCCGCUUUCCAUCACCCCGCCCCAUUCUCCCGCUUUCCAUCACCCCGCUCCAUUCUCCCGCUUUCCAUCACCCCGCCCAAUUCUCCCUCUUUCCAUCACCCCUCAACAUUCUCCCUCUUUCCAUCACCCCGCCCCAUUCUCCCGCUUUCCUUCACCCGCCCCAUUCUCCCUCUUUCCAUUACCCCGCCCCAUUCUACUGCUUUCCAUCACCCCGUCCCAUUCUCCCGCUUUCCAUCACCCCGCCAUUCUCCCGCUUUCCAUCACCCCGCCCAAUUUUCCCUCUUUCCAUCACCCCGCCCCAUUCUCCCUCUUUCCAUCACCCCGCCCCAUUCUCCCCCAAUCCAUCACCCCGCCCCAUUUUCACUCUUUCCAUCACCCCGUCCCAUUCUCCCGCUUUCCAUCACCCCGCCCCAUUCUCCCGCUUUCCAUCACCCCGCUCCAUUCUCCCACUUUCCAACACCCCGCCCAAAUCUCCCUCUUUCCAUCACCCCUUCCCAUUCUCCCUCUUUCCAUCAUCCAGCCCCAUUCUCCCGCUUUCCAUCACCCCGCCUCAUUCUCCCUCUUUCCAUCACCGCGCCCCAUUCUCCCUCUUUCCAUCACCCUGCCCCAUUCUCUCGCUUUCCAUCACCCCGCCCCAUUAUCCCGCUUUCCAUCACACCGCCCCAUUCUCCCGCUUUCCAUCACCCCGCUCUAUUCUCCCGCUUUCCAUCACCCCGCCCAAUUCUCCCUCUUUCCAUCACCCCUCUCCAUUCUCCCUCUUUCCAUCACCCCUCCCAAUUCUCCCUCUUUCCAUCACCCCGCACCAUUCUCCCGCUUUCCAUCACCCCGCACCAUUCUACUGCUUUCCAUCACCCCGCCCCAUUCUACUGCUUUCCAUCACCCCGUCCCAUUCUCCUGCUUUCCAUCACCCCGCCCAAUUUUCCCUCUUUCCAUCACCCCGACCCAUUCUCCCUCUUUCCAUCACCCCGCCCCAUUCUCCCCCAAUCCAUCACCCCUCCCCAUUUUCACUCUUUCCAUCACCCCCCCCAUUCUCCCGCUUUCCAUCACCCCGCCUCAUUCUCCCUCUUUCCAUCACCGCGCCCCAUUCUCCCUCUUUCCAUCACCCUGCCCCAUUCUCUCGCUUUCCAUCACCCCGCCCCAUUCUCCCGCUUUCCAUCACACCGCCCCAUUCUCCCGCUUUCCAUCACCCCGCUCUAUUCUCCUGCUUUCCAUCACCCCGCCCCAUUCUCCCUCUUUCCAUCACCCCUCUCCAUUCUCCCUCUUUCCAUCACCCCGCCCCAUUCUCCCUCUUUCCAUCACCCCGCCCCAUUCUCCCUCCUUCCAUCACCCCGCCACAUUCUCCCGCUUUCCAUCACCCCGCCCCAUUCUCCCUCCUUCCAUCACCCCGCCCCAUUCUCCCUCCUUCCAUCACCCCGCCCCAUUCUCCCGCUUUCCAUCACCCCGCCCCAUUCUCCCGCUUCCCAUAACCCCACCCCCUUCUCCCGCUUUCCAUCACCCCGCCACAUUCUCCCGCUUUCUAUCACCCCGCCCCAUUCUCCCUCCUUCUGUCACCCCGCCCCAUUCUCCCGCUUUCCAUCACCCCGCCCCAUUCUCCCAAUUUCCAUCACCCCGCCCCAUUCUCCCGCUUUCCAUCACCCCGCCCCAUUCUCCCGCUUUCCAUCACCCCGCCCCAUUCUCCCGCUUUCCAUCAUCCCGCCCCAUUCUCCCGCUUUCCAUCACCCCGCUCUAUUCUCCCGCUUUCCAUCACCCCGCCCCAUUCUCCCGCUUCCCAUAACCCCACCCCCUUCUCCCGCUUUCCAUCACCCCGCCACAUUCUCCCGCUAUCUAUCACCCCGCCCCAUUCUCCCUCCUUCCCCCGCCCCAUUCUCCUGCUUUCCUUCACCCCUCCCCUUUCUCCCACUUUCCAUCUCCGCGCCCCAUUCUCCCGCUUCCCAUCACCCCGCCCCAUUCUCCCGCUUUCCAUCACCCCGCCCCAUUCUUCCGCUUCCCAUCAUCCCGCCCCAUUCCCCCGCUUUCCAUCACCCCUCCCCAUUCUCCCUCCUUCCAUCACCCCGCCCCAUUCUCUCGCUUUCCAUCACCCCGCCCCAUUCUCCCGCUUUCCAUCACCCCGCCCCAUUCUCCCGCUUUCCAUCACCCCGCCCCAUUCUUCCUCCUUCCAUCACCCCGCCCCAUUCUCCCGCUUUCCAUCACCCCCCCGCCCAAUUCUCCCGCUGUCCAUCACCCCGCCCCUUUCUCCCGCUUUCCAUCACCCCGCCCCAUUCUCCCGCUUUCCAUCACCUCGCCCCAUUCUCCCGCUUUUCAUCACCCCGCCCCAUUCUCCCGCUUUCCAUCAGCCCGCCCCAUUCUCCCGCUUUCCAUCACCCCGCCCCUUUCUCCUGCUUUCCAUCACCCCGCCCAAUUCUCCCGCUUUCCAUCACCCCGCCCCAUUCUCCCACCUUCCAUCACUCCGCCCCAUUCUCCCGCUUUCCAUCACCCCGACCCAUUCUCCCACUUUCCAUCACCCCGCCCCAUUCUCCCUCCUUCCAUCACCCCGCCUCAUUCCCCCUCCUUCCAUCACCCCGCCCCAUUCUCCCGCUUUCCAUCACCCCGCCCCAUUCUCCCGCUUUCCAUCACUUAGCCCCAUUCUCCCGCUUUCCAUCAUCCCGCCCCAUUUUUCCGCUUUCCAUCAUCGCCCCAUUCUCCCGCUUUCCAUCACCCUGCCCCAAUCUCCCGCUUUCCAUCACCCCGCCCCAUUCUCCCUCCUUCCAUCCCCCCGCCCCAUUCUCCCGCUUUCCAUCACCCUGCCCCAAUCUCUCGCUUUCCAUCACCCCACCCCAUUCUCCCUCCUUCCAUCACCCCGCCCCAUUCUCCCGCUUUCCAUCACGCAGCCCCAUUCUCCCGCUUUUCAUCACCCGGCCCCAUUCUCCCGCUUUCCAUCACCCCGCCCCAUUCUCCCGCUUUCCAUCACCCCGCCCCAUUCUCCCUCCUUCCAUCACCCCGCCCCACUCUCCCGCUUUCCAUCACCCCGCCCCAUUCUCCCUCCUUCCAUCACCCCGCCCCAUUCUCCCUCCUUCCAUCACCCGCCCCAUUCUCCCGCUUUCCAUCACCCCACCCUGUUCUCCCGCUUCCCAUAACCCCACCCCCUUCUCCUCCUUUCCAUCACCCCGCCCCCUUCUCCCGAUUUCCAUCACCCCGCCCCAUUCUCCCUCCGUCCAUCACCCCACCCCAUUCUCCCGCUAUCCAUCAGCCCGCCCCAUUCUCCAGCUUUCCAUCACCCUUUCCCUUUCUCCCGCUUUCUAUCUCCCCGCCCCAUUCUCCCGCUUUCCAUCACCCCGCCCCAUUCUCCCGCUUUCCAUCACCCCGCCCCAUUCUUCCUCCUUCCAUCACCCCGCCCCAUUCUCCCGCUUUCCAUCACCCCGCCCCAUUCUCCCUCCUUCCAUCACCCCGCCCCAUUCUCCCUUAUUCUAUCACCCCGCCCCAUUCUCCCGCUUUCCAUCACCCCGCCCUAUUCUCCCACUUCCCAUAACCCCACCCCAUUCUCCCGCUUUCCAUCACCCCGCCACAUUUUCCCACUUUCCAUCACUCUGCCCCAUUCUCCCGCUUUCCAUCACCCUGCCCCAUUCUCCCACCUUCCAUCACUCCGCCCCAUUCUCCUGCUUUCUAUCACCCCGACCCAUUCUCCCACUUUCCAUCACCCCGCCCCAUUCUCCCUCCUUCCAUCACCCCGCCUCAUUCCCCCUCCUUCCAUCACCCCGCCCCAUUCUCCCACUUUCCAUCACCCCGCCCCAUUCUCCCGCUUUCCAUCACUUAGCCCCAUUCUCCCGCUUUCCAUCAUCCCGCCCCAUUUUUCCGCUUUCCAUCACCCCGCCCCAUUCUCCCGCUUUCCAUCACCCUGCCCCAAUCUUCCGCUUUCCAUCACCCCGCCCCAUUCUCCCUCCUUCCAUCACCCCGCCCCAUUCUCCCGCUUUCCAUCACCCUGCCCCAAUCUCUCGCUUUCCAUCACCCCACCCCAUUCUCCCUCCUUCCAUCACCCCGCCCCAUUCUCCUGCUUUCCAUAACGCAGCCCCAUUCUCCCGCUUUUCAUCACCCUGCCCCAUUCUCCCGCUUUCCAUCACCCCGCCCCAUUCUCCCGCUUUCCAUCACCCCGACCCAUUCUCCCUCCUUCCAUCACCCCGCCCCAUUCUCCCUCCUUUCAUCACCCCGCCCUCCUGCCCCAUUCUCCCGCUUUCCAUCACCCCUCCCCUUUCUCCCGCUUUCCAUCACCCCGCCCCAUUCUCCCGCUUUCCAUCACCCCCCCCCAUUCUUCCUCCUUCCAUCACCCCGCCCCAUUCUCCCGCUUUCCAUCAGCCCGCCCCGUUCUCCCUCCUUCCAUCACCCCGCCCCAUUCUCCCUCAUUCUAUCACCCCGCCCCAUUCUCCCGUUUUCCAUCACCCCGCCCCAUUCUCCCGCUUCCCAUAUCCCCACCCCAUUCUCCCGCUUUCCAUCACCCUGCCACAUUUUCCCACUUUCCAUCACCCCGCCCCCUUCUUUCUCCUUCCAUCACCCCGCCCCAUUCUCCCUCCUUCCAUCACCCCGCCCAAUUCUCCCGCUUUCCAUCAGCCCGCCCCAUUCUCCCGCUGUCCAUCACUCUGCCCCUUUCUCCCGCUUUCCAUCACCCUGCCCCAUUCUCCCGCUUUCCAUCACCCCGCUCCAUUCUCCCGCUUUCCAUCACCCCGCCCCAUUCUCCCUCCUUCCAUCACCCCGCCCCAUUCUCCCGCUUUCCAUCACCCCGCCCCAUUCUCCCUCCUUCCAUCACCCCGCCCCAUUCUCCCACUUUCCAUCACCCCGCCCUGUUCUCCCGCUUCCCAUAACCCCACCCCCUUCUCCUGCUUUCCAUCACCCCGCCCCAUUCUCCCCCCCAUUCUCCCGCUUUUCAUCACCCUGCCCCAUUCUCCCGCUUUCCAUCACCCCGCCCCAUUCUCCCGCUUUCCAUCACCCCGCCCCAUUCUCCCUCCUUCCAUCACCCCGCCCCAUUCUCCCGCUAUCCAUCAACCCGCCCCAUUCUCCAGCUUUCCAUCACCCCUCCCCUUUCUCCCGCUUUCCAUCAGCCCGCCCCAUUCUCCCGCUGUCCAUCACUCUUCCCCUUUCUCCCGCUUUCCAUCACCCCGCCCCAUUCUCCCGCUUUCCAUCACCCCGCCCCUUUCUCCCGCUUUCCAUCACUCCGCCCCAUUCUCCCGCUUUCCAUCACCCCGACCCAUUCUCCCACUUUCCAUCACCCCGCCCCAUUCUCCCUCCUUCCAUCACCCCGCCUCAUUCUCCCUCCUUCCAUCACCCCGCCCCAUUCUCCCGCUUUCCAUCACCCCGCCCCAUUCUCCCGCUUUUCAUCACUUAGCCCCAUUCUCCCGCUUACCAUCACCAGGCCCCAUUUUUCCGCUUUCCAUCACCCUGCCCCAUUCUCCCGCUUUCCAUCACCCUGCCCCAAUCUCCCGCUUUCCAUCACCCCGCCCCAUUCUCCCUCCUUCCAUCACCCCGCCCCAUUCUCCCGCUUUCCAUCACCCCGCCCCAUUCUCCCGCUUUCCAUCACCCUGCCCCAAUCUCCCGCUUUCCAUCACCCCGCCCCAUUCUCCCUCCUUCCAUCACCCCGCCCCAUUCUCCCGCUUUCCAUCACCCCGCCCCAUUCUCCCGCUUUCCAUCACCUUGCCCCAUUCUCCCUUUUCCAUCACCCCGCCCCAUUCUCCCGCUUUCCAUCACCCCGCCCCAUUCUCCCGCUUUCCAUCACCCCGCCCCAUUCUCCCUCCUUCCAUCACCCCGCCCCAUUCUCCUGCUUUCCAUCACCCCGCCCCAUUCUCCCUCCUUCCAUCACCCCCCCCAUUCUCCCUUUUCCAUCACCCCGCCCCAUUCUCCCGCUUUCCAUCACCCCGCCCCAUUCUCCCGCUUUCCAUCACCCCGCCCCAUUCUCCCUCCUUCCAUCACCCCGCCCCAUUCUCCCGCUUUCCAUCACCCCGCCCCAUUCUCCCGCUUCCCAUAACCCCGCCCCGUUCUCCCUCAUUCCAUCACCCCGCUCCAUUCUCCCGCUUUCCAUCACCCCGCCCCAUUCUCCCGCUUCCCAUAACCCCACCUCAUUCUCCUGCUUUCCAUCACCCCGCCACAUUUUCCCACUUUCCAUCACCCCGCCCCCUUCUUCCUUCUUCCAUCACCCCGGCCCAUUCUCCCUCCUUCCUUCACCCCGCCCCAUUCUCCCGCUUUCCAUCACCCUGCCCCAUUCUCCCGCUUUCCAUCACACCGCCCCAUUCUCCCGCUUUCCAUCACCCCGCCCCAUUCUUCCGCUUCCCAUCAUCCCGCCCCAUUCCCUCGCUUUCCAUCACCCCUCCCCAAUCUCCCUCCUUCCAUCACCCCGCCCCAUUCUCCCACUUUCCAUCACCCGCCCCAUUAUCCUGCUUUCCAUCACCUCGCCCCAUUCUCCCGCGUUCCAUCACCCCGCCCCAUUCUUCUGCUUUCCAUCACCCCGCCCCAUUCUCCCGCUUUCCAUCACCCUGCCCCAUUCACCCGCUUUCCAUCAACCGCCCCAUUCUCCCGCUUUCCAUCACCCCGCCCCAUUCUCCCGCUUUCCAUCACCCCGCCCCAAUCUCCCGCUUUUCAUCACCCCGCCCCAUUCUCCCGCUUUCCAACACCCCAGCCCAUUCUCUCGCUUUCCAUCACCCCGCCCCCUUCUUCCUCCUUAUAUCACCCGCCCCAUUCUCCCGCUUUCCAUCACCCCGCUCCAUUCUCCCGCUUUCCAUCUCCCUGCCCUUUUCUCCCGCUUUCCAUCACCCCGCCCCAUUCUCCCGCUUUCCUUCACCCCGCCCCAUUUCCCCGCUUUCCAUCAGCCCUCCCCAUUCUCCCUCCUUCCAUCACCCCUCCCCAUUCUCCCGCUUUCCAUCACCCCGCCCCAUUCUCUCUCCUUCCAUCACCCCGCCCCAUUCUCCCUCCUUCCAUCACCCCGCCCCAUUCUCCCGCUUUCCAUCACCCCGCCCCAUUCUCCCGCUUCCCAUAACCCCACCCCAUUCUCCCGCUUUCCAUCACCCCGCCACAAUCUUCCACUUUCCAUCACCCCGCACCCUUCUCUCUCCUUCCAUCACCCCGCCCCAUUCUCCCUCUUUCCAUCACCCUGCCCCAUUCUCCCGCUUUCCAUCAGCCCGCCCCAUUCUCCCGCUUUCCAUCACCCCUCCCCUUUCUCCCGCUUUCCAUCUCCCCGCCCCAUUCUCCCGCUUUCCAUCACCCCGCCCCAUUCUCCCGCUUUCCAUCACCCCGCCCCAUUCUUCCGCUUCCCAUCAUCCCGCCCCAUUCCCCUGCUUUCCAUCACCCCUCCCCAUUCUCCCUCCUUCUAUCACCCCGCCCCAUUCUCUUGCUUUCCAUCACCCCGCCCCGUUCUCCCGCUUUCCAUCACCCCGACCCAUUCUCCCGCUUUCCAUCACCCUGCCCCAUUCUCCCUCCUUCCAUCACCCCGCCCCAUUCUCCCGCUUUCCAUCACCCCGCCCCAUUCUCCCUCCUUCUAUCACCCUGCCCCAUUCUCUCUCAUUCCAUCACCCCGCUCCAUUCUCCCGCGUUCCAUCACCCCGCCCCAUUCUCCCGCUUUCCAUCACCCCGCCACAUUUUCCCGCUUUCCAUCACCCCUCCCCAUUCUCCCUCCUUCCAUCACCCCUCCCCAUUCUCCCGCUUUCCAUCACCCCGCCCCAUUCUCCCUCCUUCCAUCACCCCGCCCCAUUCUCCCUCCUUCCAUCACCCCGCCCCAUUCUCCCGCUUUCCAUCACCCCGCCCCAUUCUCCCGCUUCCCAUAACCCCACCCCAUUCUCCCGCUUUCCAUCACCCCGCACCCUUCUCUCUCCUUCCAUCACCCCGCCCCAUUCUCCCUCCGUCCAUCACCCCGCCCCAUUCUCCCGCUUUCCAUCAGCCCGCCCCAUUCUCCCGCUUUCCAUCACCCCGCCCCUUUCUCCCGCUUUCCAUCUCCCCGCCCCAUUCUCCCGCUUUCCAUCACACCGCCCCAUUCUCCCGCUAUCCAUCACCCCGCCCCAUUCUUCUGCUUCCCAUCAUCCCGCCCCAUUCCCCCGCUUUCCAUCACCCCUCCCCAUUCUCCCUCCUUCCAUCACCCUGCCCCUUUCUCCCGCUUUCCAUCUCCCCCCCCCAUUCUCCCGCUUUCCAUCACUUGCCCCAUUCUCCCGCUUUCCAUCACCUCGCCCCAUUCUCCCGCUUUCCAUCACCCCGCCCUAUUCUUCUGCUUUCCAUCACCCCGCCCCAUUCUCCCGCUUUCCAUCACCCUGCCCCAUUCACCCGCUUUCCAUCACUGGCCCCAUUCUCCCGCUUUCCAUCACCCCGCCCCAUUCUCCCACUUUCCAUCACCCCGCCCCAUUCUCCCGCUUUCCAUCACCCCGCCCCAUUCUCCCGCUUUUCAUCACCCCGCCCCAUUCUCCCGCUUUCCAACACCCCAGCCCAUUCUCUCGCUUACCAUCACCCCGCCCCCUUCUUCCUCCUUCCAUCACCCCGCCCCAUUCUCCCUCCUUCCUUCACCCCGCCCCAUUCUCCCGCUUUCCAUCACCCUGCCCCAUUCUCCCGCUUUCCAUCACCCCGCCCCAUUCUCCCGCUUUUCCAUCACCCCGCCCCAUUCUCCCUCCUUCCAUCACCCCGCCCCAUUCUCCCGCUUUCCAUCACCCCGCCCCAUUCUCCCGCUUUCCAUCACCCCGCCCCCUUCUCCCUCCUUCCAUCACCCCGCCCCAUUCUCCCUCCUUCCAUCACCCCGCCCCAUUCUCCCGCUUUCCAUCACCCCGCCCCAUUCUCCCGCUUUCCAUCACCCCGCCCCUUUCUCCCGCUUUCCAUCUCCGUGCCCCAUUCUCCCGCUUUCCAUCACCCCGCCCCAUUCUCCCGCUUUCCAUCACCCGGCCCCAUUCUCCCGCUUCCCAUCAUCCCGCCCCAUUCUCCUGGUUUCUAUCACCCCGCCCCAUUCUCCCUCCUUCCAUCACCCCGCCCCUUUCUCCCGCUUUCCAUCUCCCGCCCCAUUCUCCCGCUUUCAAUCACCCGCCCCAUUCUCCCGCUUUCCAUCACCUCGCCCCAUUCUCCCGCUUUCCAUCACCCCACCCCAUUCUUCUGCUUUCCAUCACCCCGCCCCAUUCUCCCGCUUUCCAUCACCCUGCCCCAUUCACCCGCUUUCCAUCACCCGCCCCAUUCUCCCGCUUUCCAUCACACCGCCCUAUUCUCCCGCUUUCCAUCACCCCGCCCCAUUCUCCCGCUUUUCAUCACCCCGCCCCAUUCUCCCGCUUUCCAUCACCCCGCCCCCUUCUUCCUCUUUCCAUCACCCCGCCCCAUUCUCCCUCCUUCCUUCACCCCGCCCCAUUCUCCCGCUUUCCAUCACCCUGCCCCAUUCCUCCGCUUUCCAUCACCCCGCACCAUUCUCCCACUUUCCAUCACCCCGCCCCAUUCUCCCGCUUUCCAUCACCCUGCCCCGUUCUCCCGCUUUCCAUCACCCCGCGCCAUUCUUCCGCUUUCCAUCACCCCGCCCCCUUCUCCCUCCUUCCAUCAUCCCGCCCCAUUCUCCCUCCUUCCAUCACCCCGCCCCAUUUUCCCGCUUUCCAUCAACCCGCCCCAUUCUCCCGCUUUCCAUCACCCCGCCCCUUUCUCCCGCUUUCCAUCUCCCUGCCCCAUUCUCCCGCUUUCCAUCACCCCGCCCCAUUCUCCCGCUUUCCAUCACCCCGCCCCAUUCUCCCGCUUCCCAUCAUCCCGCCCCAUUCCCCCGCUUUCCAUCACCCCUCCCCAUUCUCCCUCCUUCCAUCACCCCGCCUCAUUCUCCCGCUUUCCAUUACACGCCCCAUUCUCCCGCUUUCCAACACCCCGCCCCAUUCUCCCGCUUUCCAUCACCCCGCCCCAUUCUCCCGCUUUCCAUGA
Molecule: messenger RNA, 17781 nt
Organism: Closterium sp. NIES-65
Lineage: Eukaryota; Viridiplantae; Streptophyta; Zygnematophyceae; Desmidiales; Closteriaceae
Source: the annotation of a GenBank genome assembly